Messenger RNA from Suillus subaureus, 606 nucleotides. RefSeq lists its product as uncharacterized. NCBI's taxonomy places the organism in Eukaryota, Fungi, Basidiomycota, Agaricomycetes, Boletales, Suillaceae. The coding region runs from base 130 to 501 and encodes 123 amino acids. The record is from RefSeq and is a predicted model, not a curated record. The transcript has a single exon.
GUGCUCGUCACACCCCUUGAUUCUUCACAUGCGUCUUGUUAUUUGGUGUAAUACACGCUUCCUGCAUUCAGAUAUCAUUAUCAUUUGUAAGGCACUAUAUGCACCGAGAUCAAAGAUGGCUAACGGGCGAUGACUAGGCGCCCGCAUCCUCACAUGUGGCUGCUGGGGUCAGGGGUCUUGUUUGCAAGCCAAAACGUGAGUCGGAAUACUGAGAACUUCAUUGACGUUUUCAGUGCAAUGCUCGGAGUAUGCUGUAAAGGCGGACUUGCGGUGGAGUAUCAAUCACGUACCCGCCUGGCACAUGAUUUUGCAACCGAGGUGACAGAUUGGCCACAGGUUCUGGGCGGCGACCGAGUACAAGGCGACCAUGCAUGUAACGGUCCGGUGUGUACUGAAGUGGUGUGUGCCUGCUGCGAACGUGGUAACCUCGGCACUGAAUGUACCUGGAUCCUGUUCAAAGUUCCCAUAACCUCAAAUUCCAUGCGGACAGUUUCCAGAUAACCAUGAAGCAGAGCCUGCCUGAAGUCCCAAAUAUCAGAGGGACAUUUAUGCAAUACCUACUACGAUAUAUUCAGAUAGAUGUGAUCUCGAGGAUGCACAAGUAGA